Messenger RNA from Pelobates cultripes (western spadefoot toad), 14994 nucleotides. Lineage: Eukaryota; Metazoa; Chordata; Amphibia; Anura; Pelobatidae. The record is from the annotation of a GenBank genome assembly.
UCAAUCUCCAUGUAGAAAGAUCUAUCUGGGGAGAAAGAAUUAUACUUCUCACAAUGCUUUGUUCACGUCGGUUUAAAUAAAGUUUUGCUGUCAAUGAAAAGCAAGCCACGAAGCAAGUGUGACAGUGUAGGAUUUCCUGUAGGGGUAGAGCCAUGGAGAGGGAGGGCUUAGACAUGGCUGAGCUCUAUGUGAAGCCGGGUAAGGACAGCUGGGGCUGCGGGAUAGAUAUCUAUUAACUAUAGAAAAUAUUCUCAUUUAGUGAAAUGGGCAUUAGUCAUUUGUAAAAUCAGCUCUUAUUUGCUGCAGCUCCUUUGACAGUUUGUCUUGGCUGGCUGAGCUUGAUGGGCAUUAUAGUCCAUAACAACUGGACUGCCAAACUUACCUAUCGCAGAUCUAGUGGGUCAAUGUAAAGAGAAUAUGGGACACAUAAUAACAUGUAUAGGAACUGCUUGGCUCUGAGCGGUAAUGGGUGCCAUGGGAAAUAAGUUUAUAGAAUUAACCUGCUAAAGUACAAGGUGGCUUAGCUUCAUAAGGAAAAUUAGACCUUUGGGAAUUUUAUGAUAAAUAACUGCAUGAGCUGGGAAGAGAAUAUGUUAAUGGAAAUUAUUCCUGACCCUAUAAAUAUUAAUAUAGCAUACAUGGGAUGUUAGAGAAUUGCUGACUAUUAUUAUUCUACCUAAUAAUAAUAGCUCACAAUACAACUUACACAGCAACCAGUUUGUACAAAGUCUUCAUAUAUUACUUAUGGCUAAUUUUGUAUUAUGUAAAAAAAAAACACUUAUUAUAAGCAUAUACAUCUUUUGUUAGUGGAAUGUAUAUAUGUUUGAGCGACAUCCUGCAAUGUGUGCUUACUGUGUGUUGAAAAUGCAAAGGGAACACAAAGUGAGAAGCAAGUAAGAGCCUGCCCAACCAAAUUUCAUUAAAUUCCUCUAUUUACCAGUACCUGUGGUAUAUAAGGUCAGGUGUGUGCAUUGUCUAUAGGCCGUAAGUGGUGCUAGCCUAUGGAUGGGAUAGCUUUUGAGACCGCAGUGAUGGGAGUCUCCCUCUGCAUACCACCGUGAGUUGCAGGUCACUUGGCCAGUACUAACAAACAAUUAAAAAGUAUUAGAAAACAGCCCCAGAUGAAGAAAACUAGUGACAGACAAUUCAGCGCUAUACACACAGUUGACGUCAUAACAUGCAGAAAAUCUUGCCUUUACUUUGUGGCUUUUUGUGUCCAGGUAAUGCACAAGAAAAAAAACAAAAACAACUGCGACAAACUACUUAAGGGUCACUGGGGAGAUGUGAAAGACAUUCCUUCACCUCUGUUUUGUAACACACUCACAAUUACAGCACUAAUAAGAAGAAAAACUGUAUAUUUUUAUUUCUAUUGCUAAGUUGGGUGCCUAUAGCAAACAGGCACAUUUAUAAUGCUUACUGGAGACAACCUGCUUCCUUGUAGUCUAUGGGGAUGACACAGCGUUGAGUUUUUGAUCUUAUGAUCACAGGAAGAUUUUCUGUUACCACUCGACCCUGGAUUUAUUAACUACUAUUGUAAUAGGUCCCUGUCAAGGUGCAUGCAAUCUGUUCUUAUAUCCCAAUAGCAGGACUUUUUGCUUAGUGCCACUUGGAGCUAGAGUUAUGUAGGUCCGUGUUGUAUGUACAAGUAUGCAUAUAGACUGUAGGUGGAAAUGACACCUAAGUCAAGCACUACCCAGCAGUAGAAGUGGGAGUCUGGAAUUAAAGCCAUAUUGUAUUUUGCUGCUUAAGGGCUUUUUCUUGAAUAAACAUGCUUCUUGUUACACCAGACCUCCUGUUGUAACAUUUCACUACCACCCACAGCCAACUCUGAUUCAUUGGCUUGAACUUCAUUUCCUUUUCAUGAGCUAACCCGAUAGAGAUACAUGUAUCUUUUGAAAAAGUGACUUGGUCAUAACCUGGUUAGGGACACUAUCAAGCCAAAAUCCCUCUUAAAAUGUAUAACCAGGCAAGCACAUAUGACCAGAGGGUAAUUUGGUUAUGAUGUAAUAAACUAUUGACCUAUGUAAUUUCACAUACAGAACAAUCCAAGUUCCAAAAUCAGUAUUAUACCACUACUUUGUAUACUGUCAAGUAUCGACAGUUUCUGAUACAGUGAAUACUUUUUGUUAUGUGAAUGAGCAGUUUUUAAAACUUGCCCCUUUAAAGUGUUACACUAGUUCUGUCUGUUAUCCUUUUUCUCUUUUACGUUUAUGCCAAAAAUGGAGCAAUAUAGUAAAAGUACUCAUAUGCCAUACUUAUCUUUUAAAUAGGUAACCAGGAGAGGGGUUGGAAUGACCCACCCCAGUUUUCAUAUGGGCUGCAGACCCAGCAGGGAGGUGGAAAACGCACACCACUUAACAAGAGAGUACCUGCUCCUUUGCAUGGUUCCCCAGCAGGUAAGCAAGAAUAUGUAAGGUGGGGUGGUCGCUAAAAAUUUAAUGUAUAUCAAGCAUGCAGUAAUUCUGCCAUUUCUGAGUUAAAUGUAUAUCUCAUGGAUCAUGAUCUCAAUGAUAUAAUGACAUCUGCUGUCAUCACUAUUAUAGUGCAAUGUUUUAUAUUGCAGUGUUAAACCUACAGGACUAUAGCACCCAAGCCACUUCAUUGAGAUGAAGUGGCCUGGGUGAGUCUAGUGAUCCUUUAAAUAUUGUAUUGCCAAUCUUAAGCCACAUACAUAAUUUGGGUUUAUAUCAAACGUUGUUAAAAAAGGAGAGUGUAGGGAAUAUAGCCAUUUCAUCUCAUAGAAUUGGUUAUAGUACCUGGAAUCUUAUGAUACUGUCCCUCUAUUAAACAUUAAACCAUUUGCAAACAGCUUAAAGCAACACUAUAGGGUCAGGAACACAAACAUAUAUUCCUGACCCUAGAGUGCUAAAAACACCAUUUAGGUGUCUUGCCUCUCCAGAAAGGGUUAAAACUUACCUUAUUUCCAACUCUCCAAGGGUCUGCAGGUGCUUGCCCUUCCCCCAAUCCACCUCUUUGGCUGACAUCAUCAGAAUUGUGGAUCUCAGCCAAUUCAUUGCUUUCCCACAGGAAAAGUAUUGGAUUGGCUAAGAAAGCCAAGGAGGCUACUCCAUGUAGAGUGUGGAGACGCUGAACGGCAGUGCACGCCCCCAGGAAUCACCUCCAGUGGCCACUGGAGGUGUCCCUAGACUUUAAUGUAAACAUUGCCUUUUCAUUAAUCUGUAGAUCUACUGGUGACUAGUGUCCCUUUAAAAGAAAGGAAUGCACACCAUCUGAUACAAUAGUAUCUAUCUAUAUAUAUUUAUUACAAUACAAAUACAAGCCAUACAUACAAAAUGUAACAAUAUAACAGUGACCAAAUAGGCUAAACAACUCAACAAAUAUAUUUACCAAAUUCCACAAGCCUAUAUGGGCAGAAACAAGAGUCACAAACAAUCCCCCAACGUUUCGGCUCCUCCUGGUAGCCUUUAUCUGAUAGCUGAUAAAGGCUACCAGGAGGAGCCGAAACGUUGGGGGAUUGUUUGUGACUCGUGUUUCUGCCCAUAUAGGCUUGUGGAAUUUGGUAAAUAUAUUUGUUGAGUUGUUUAGCCUAUUUGGUCACUGUUAUUUUGUUACAUUUUGUAUGUAUGGCUUGUAUUUGUAUGGUAAUAAAUAUAUAUAGAUAGAUAAUAUUGUAUCAGAUGGUGUGCAUUCCUUUCUUUUGAGUAUUCACUUUAUUGUUAUUGGAGGGAGUACCUUUUUGGAAUAGCACCCUUAAUUGAGGUGGUGGUUAUAUUAAGUGUCUCUCCACACGUUACAAUUUGUAUGACUAGUGUCCCUUUAACACUAAAUAAGGAUCCCAUGCCACCCAUAUCUUAGUCAACACUGGAGGCAACAAUUACACACUUCCUUCUAACCAUACCAAGUCAUCCCAGCAAUGAUAGGCUUAAAAGCAGUCAACUGACACUCUCAGCCUAUCACAGCUUUCCACUACUGAUCAGGCUAAUGCUUCUACAUUAGCCUAAGCAGCACAGUGGGGAUGGGCUGCUGGGGACUCUUGUUUAGCAUUAAAACAUUCAAAAUGGGUAAAUGCUAAAUGGAAGGACAGCACCAAGGACUCCAUACACUAUAGCCAUUUCAGUGAGAUGAAGCAGUGAUAUUACUUGUAGUGUCCCAUUAAGAAUCCCUUUCUUCAACUGUGCAUUUAAAUAUAUAAUUUUGAAUCUUUGCUGCUACUGAAAUGUUCCUUAAGGUGGCUCUGUCUCAUUCUGCAUAUUUUUCAAAGACCUCUGAUGCUGAGUGCUCUGCUUGUAGUGCGGUGGCACUUGCUUGCAGGUUUUACUUAUCUGAACCUGUCCCCCGUAGCCACCAUCUUGAUCCGAUGCAUCCUCUUCAUCUCCUUGUGCUUCAUUCUUCAGGAGCCACUGUCAGCAGUGAUGUCUAUGGAGGAUCCCGUAAGACUGUUGGAGCCUCAACAGACAAAGGCUUUUACCACUCUGCCAUCACUAGUGACGGACGCAGUCUUGACAAAGCUUGACACCAGUAGCUUUGUUCAGAAGUGUAGGAAUAUAUAAGACAAGGUAGUCUCUACUUUGUCUUAUGAUACAGGGAGUGCAGAAUUAUUAGGCAAAUGAGUAUUUUGACCACAUCAUCCUCUUUAUGCAUGUUGUCUUACUCCAAGCUGUAUAGGCUCGAAAGCCUACUACCAAUUAAGCAUAUUAGGUGAUGUGCAUCUCUGUAAUGAGAAGGGUGUGGUCUAAUGACAUCAACACCCUAUAUCAGGUGUGCAUAAUUAUUAGGCAACUUCCUUUCCUUUGGCAAAAUGGGUCAAAGGAAGGACUUGACAGGCUCAGAAAAGUCAAAAAUAGUGAGAUAUCUUGCAGAGGGAUGCAGCACUCUUAAAAUUGCAAAGCUUCUGAGGCGUGAUCAUCGAACAAUCAAGCGUUUCAUUCAAAAUAGUCAACAGGGUCGCAAGAAGCGUGUGGAAAAACCAAGGCGCAAAAUAACUGCCCAUGAACUGAGAAAAGUCAAGCGUGCAGCUGCCACGAUACCACUUGCCACCAGUUUGGCCAUAUUUCAGAGCUGCAACAUCACUGGAGUGCCCAAAAGCACAAGGUGUGCAAUACUCAGAGACAUGGCCAAGGUAAGAAAGGCUGAAAGACGACCACCACUGAACAAGACACACAAGCUAAAACGUCAAGACUGGGCCAAGAAAUAUCUCAAGACUGAUGAAAUGAGAGUGAGUCUUGAUGGGCCAGAUGGAUGGGCCCGUGGCUGGAUUGGUAAAGGGCAGAGAGCUCCAGUCCGACUCAGACGCCAGCAAGGUGGAGGUGGAGUACUGGUUUGGGCUGGUAUCAUCAAAAGAUGAGCUUGUUAGCCUUUUCGGGUUGAGGAUGGAGUCAAGCUCAACUCCCAGUCCUACUGCCAGUUCCUGGAAGACACCUUCUUCAAGCAGUGGUACAGGAAGAAGUCUGCAUCCUUCAAGAAAAACAUGAUUUUCAUGCAGGACAAUGCUGCAUCACACGCGUCCAAGUACUCCACAGCGUGGCUGGCAAGAAAGGGUAUAAAAGAAGAAAAUCUAAUGACAUGGCCUCCUUGUUCACCUGAUCUGAACCCCAUUGAGAACCUGUGGUCCAUCAUCAAAUGUGAGAUUUACAAGGAGGGAAAACAGUACACCUCUCUGAACAGUGUCUGGGAGGCUGUGGUUGCUGCUGCACGCAAUAUUGAUGGUGAACAGAUCAAAACACUGACAGAAUCCAUGGAUGGCGGGCUUUUGAGUGUCCUUGCAAAGAAAGGUGGCUAUAUUGGUCACUGAUUUGUUUUUGUUUUGUUUUUGAAUGUCAGAAAUGUAUAUUUGUGAAUGUUGAGAUGUUAUAUUGGUUUCACUGGUAAUAAUAAAUAAUUGAAAUGGGUAUAUAUUUGUUUUUUGUUAAGUUGCCUAAUAAUUAUGCACAGUAAUAGUCACCUGCACACACAGAUAUCCCCUAACAUAGCUAAAACUAAAAACAAACUAAAAACUACUUCCAAAAAUAUUCAGCUUUGAUAUUAAUGAGUUUUUUGGGUUCAUUGAGAACAUGGUUGUUGUUCAAUAAUAAAAUUAAUCCUCAAAAAUACAACUUGCCUAAUAAUUCUGCACUCCCUGUAUAUUUUGACUUGGUUUUGAAUUUCAGUGAAAUCUUUGCGGGAUGGGGAUAGUGACAGAGCAAUGAACCCAAUUUAUGUGCCUCUAUACUAUACAAAUAUGCUAGUUUACUAACUGGGUUACUCACUAAAGUGCAAAUUGUUCUGUAGAAUUUCAAAUUUAAGGCAAAAUAGCAAAAUUGGAAACAUGAAACUUUGAGAAUUUUUACAGUUUGGAUAUUUUAGCCUUAAAUUUUAGAUUCACUUUGAUUCUUGAUAAUUCUCACACCCUGUCAGCAUUAUAAUUAUGUUUUAUUGUGUCACUGAAGAAAUACUGUUUUAUCUUAGCAUCAAACUAUUUUAAAGAAAUAUACUAAUGGAUAUACCUCAAGUUUUGUUUUUCUUCUUUGUCCAGAAAUUCCUCCUGGUAAACUGCUUCUUCACAAUGUUAAGCGCCUGAAUUAUUUUAUUAAUAGUUAUGAUUUUAGCUAUUUAUGUUUUCCUACCAAACAUCACACUUCCCAUUUGCAAGGAGUGGCUCAUGUAUUCAUAUUCUGUGGUUAUGAGAUCUAUUGUUGAAAAUAGAACAUCAUGUAAGGAAGUGGAAUGACCCUGAUGAUUGCUCCAAAACUGUUGUCUAUUAAUUACCUCCUUUGUAUUUCUCAUGCGUAUGAAAUGUUAACAUGCCUUUUAAUUUCAGUUCCUGCUGCGUCCUCCAUUCCUUCUUCCACACCACCAAAGAUCCCACCACCUUGUUCUACGAGCACUUUUGGACCUCCACCUGUAGGGCAAACUGCAUUACCUCCUAAAACAGAGGCAUUGAAGUCUUGUACCAGUCAGACAGAAGUGGCGUGUCACAUUGAUGUGCAGGACAUUUUAACUCCAUUGCAAAAUACGCUGGAAGCCUGCAGGGAUUUAAUCAAGGUAACUAAAAACAAUUAAUGGGUAAAAGUAUACAAAUAUUGAAUACUUUAUUUUAUUUGCUUUAAAAGGAAGGGAUGCAUAUUAAACAGAACUUUUAUCAGCCCCUAUGGCUCUAUUUAGAUGCUUUUAUUUAAUCUGUAUGUUGAUUGUAAUAUUUUAACCUGGUGUGCUUCAACCUCCCUAGAAACAAGUGUUCAACGAUAUUAGCAAGAGAUUAACCAUGUUAGAAGAAAUGUGGAACAGUGGAAAACUGUCCCCACCCGUACACAAGAGAAUGAUCGUCCUAGUAAAAGGUAAAUAUGGAUCAGUACAUGGAAUGCCAACAAAGUUUAAUACAAAACCCAAUAAUUUAGAUUUUCAAUAGGUUAACCCCUAAAGAAACACUAAACCUCUAGUUGAAUUUUGGUAUAUUUAAUAGAUGAUAAUCUUAAUAUGAAUAUGCUACCUGAAUGCUGUGCAGAAUGACAUACAGUGGAACCUCGGAACUCGAACUUAAUCGGUUCUAGAAGGCUAUUCGAGUUAUGAUUUGUUUGAGAACCGAAUCAACAUUUCCCAUAGGAAUUAAUGUACAUUUGUUUAAUCCGUUCCAGACCCCCCAAAUUACAUGGAUGGGGAUAGGUAACUGUUCUUCUGGCAUUACAUACAAAAGCAUAUACAAUGGCUGUAUCAGGUUCAAAAUAUCUAAUACCCCUCUUUCCUCUGCUUGUAUCCUUAUGUCCAUAGUCCCUCUUCCCUUACUCGUGUCCCUUUGUCCUCUGGUGUCCUUCUCCUCAUAUUUUCCUCUUUCCCCUUGCAUAAUAAUUCUGUCCACAUCCCUUCACCCUUUACUUGUGUGCCUCUGCUCUCCGGUUUUCCUCUAUCUAUAUUCCCCUCUCUCCCUUUACAUAGUCCAUCUGCCCAUAUUUCUUCAUCUCACACUUGUAUACCAUGCUUCCCCACACUUGUGUCCCUCUGUGAAUGCCGCGGGUACCAAGGAUCGUUCGCGUACCAAGACAAUUUUGUUACGCUAAAUUUUUUUUACUUCCGACUUGUUCGAGAAUGGGAACAUUCGAAUUCCGAGGUUCCACUGUAUAUCUUUGCAGAGGCACACUUAUUUUGAUUGACUGGGCCCUUUAGACAUAUAAGUUCUGUCCCACUGCCCCAUAUCUUGCAACAUUCUAGACCAGUGGAUCACCAACAAUGCAGCUUUGUCAGUAUCUCCAUUGGAAUAGAAAAGGUAAAUGCAUUAAUCCUGGAUUGUUUGUGGGCCACAAGGACUGGUUUGGAAACCACUGGUCUAGACAUGACGUCAGUCCAAUCCAGUGUUUCUCAUAAAAAUGUAGUAGAUAUACCCCAAAUUAAAACAUACAUUUAUUUUAUUGGCGAUAUACCCAAGCACAGCUUGCAAAAGCUGCAGUUUUCUAGUCUUCUGAUUUUGCAAUGCCUCCCUUCUAACCCCGCCUAAACUUUCUGUGGCUGUCCAAUCACAGACUUCCCAAAGUAGCUCAGUGAGCACUCUUUGCAAGGCAGGUACUCUGGGCAAUUACUGCAUCUUGCUUUUAGUAUAUUGAGCUAACGGGGGAGGGAGAGAGGAGGCAGGGGAGGGGUUUAACAAGGUAAAUUUAUAAAAAAUGUCAACUUCUAUUGAAAUCAGCAUUUUUUGUAUAAUGAAAAAAAGAGGACACAUUCUUCACACAAAAAGCAUUUUUAGCAAGCUAAAAUGUUUUAGGGAUCUGGAGUGUCCUUUUAACUAAACACAGGCACCAUAUUAAUCAUCUCUCCUCUGAAAAUGUUUUCAUCCUUUUAGAUUGUGAGCUUGUUUGAACAGGGCCCUCUUCACCUCUUGUCUCUGUAAACAUUACCUUUUUUUUUUUUAACAUUUGUUUUAGAUCCACAAGGUUUUAUUGUAGAGCACUAAAGAAUAUAUCGGUGCUGUUUAAAUUAUAAUAUUAAUAGUGAUAUGUAGUUUUUACUGUAUCAUAAAAUACUUUAGGACUGCAUUAGUAUAUUUAUUAAAAUGUCGUCAUUGUGAACUAAAAUUCUUAUCAAUGAGAAAACAAAAAUCUGACAAAAAGAUAAAAGGAAGGAAGGAAAUCUUUCCAAAUUAGUGCAAUAUAUGGAGAAUAUCACCUUAUUGUUGCUCAUACCGAAAAGGAGCAACAUAUACACUGCCCCCCAAAAAAAGCCUACAAAACCACCAUGUUUUUGGUAGAUUUGUAAGCUAAAAUUCUUAUCAGUCCCAGCCAACCACUGAAGGUUGACUAAAGUUAUAUUUCACAUUGGCUAUUUAAUGGCUUUCAGACAGCUGCUUGAGGCAUGUUUUCUUGCAUGUGUUAACAUUUGCUGUUUCUUAGUAACAUCAAUAUUAUGCAUUUCCAUUAGAAAGGGACAUGUUUGUGGACAAAAUCCAUUAAUUGGAAUUUCCCUUUAAUAAAAAAAUGAAAUAAACUUAUUGUUUUACUUUUUAUAAGAACUGUAAACAAUAUUUGAUUGAAUCCUCAUACUAACCACUAAGUUGAUCCCUUUUGAUGGUUUAUUAUUAAUGCAUUGUUCAUUGUAUUCAAUGUUAAUGGCAAAGUAUUAUUAGCAAGAUGCACAGCUGUAAUCAUUAAAGAACCACUAUAGUGCCAGGAAAACAAACUCGUUUUCCUGGCUCUAUAGGGUCUUUGGGUCCCCCUCCUGCCGGGCUCAAGAGGGUUAAAUUCUUACCUUUCUCCAGCGCAGGGCUCCCUUGGCGCUGGGGACUUUCCUCCCUCUUCCAACAUCAUCCGCUGAAUGCGCGUGCGCAGCAAGAGCCGCAUGCGCAUUCAGUCAUUCCAUAGGAAAGCAAUUCUCAAUGCUUUCCUAUGGACGCUGGCGUCUUCUCACUGUGAAAAUCACAGUGAGAAGCGCAGAAGCGCCUCUAGCGGCUGUCAAUGAGACAGCCACUAGAGGCUGGAUUAACCCCAAUAUAAACAUAGCAGUUUCUAGCUGCAGGGUUAACCCUACAUGGACCUGGCACCCAGACCACUUCAUUGAGCUGAAGUGGUCUGGGUGCCUAUAGUGGUCCUUCAAUCUUUCUGAUUUCUAAAAUGAGAAAUGGAAAUUAGCGCAUUAAAAAAGCAAAUGAAGCAAAACCUAGUCAAGUGAUUGAAAACAAUUUACAUCCAAGACCACCAAUAAAUGUAAAUAGUUUUUUUUUUUUUAGCUCAACAUGGCUAUAUAUCUUGUGGACUGAGGUUUUUAAAGGGAGUCUAUAGUGUUAGGAAUACAAAUCUGUAUUCCUAACACUAAAGAGCCCCCCACCCCACCCCCCCAGCCAAUAAAGGGUUAAAAAAAAACUUUACUUACUCACCUGAUUCCAGUGCCAAUGUCCUCGGUCAUCAUCCAACAUGAAGUGGGGACUAAUGCGCAAUGCUUUCCUAUGGAGAUUUUACUGACGCUGGAUGUCCUCAUGUAGUCUGGUAAAAAAAGUGCCUUUAGGCUGACAUAGUGCUGCAAUGUAAACAUUGCAGUUUCUCGAAAACUGCAAUGAUUUACAUUGCAGGACUAAGGGGGACUGGGACACUGCACCCAGAUCACUUCAGUGAGCUAAUGUGGUCUGGGUGCCUAUAGUUUCCCCUUUAAGCAGUAAAAUGGCCUUUUCCGGUAUUACAAAAGAUGUUCGAUUUAGGAUAUGUUUUAUGGGGCGCUGUGUAAAUAGUAAUUCUGGAGGAAAUGCAUAUGGUUUAUAAAAUGAAAAAUACUAACAAAAAUGUAUUCAUAGAAGAAAGUGGUGCGAACAGUAGGAACAUUCCAUUAGUUUUAAUAAUCCCCAUUCUCCCUAAAGCAGCUGAAACCAAUUAUGUUGUGGAAUGUUUAUGUUUACAGAUUCAUGUAUAUUUUAUAUAAUAUGGCAAUUAAAAUAUAUUUUCUCAGAGUAAAACAAAAAUUAAAUAAUAAACUUGUAUUUUUAGAACUGAAGUGUCAGAAUUGGGAUACAGCAGAUGAAAUUCAUAGGUCUCUUAUGGUGGAUCAUGUGAACGAGGUCAGCCAGUGGAUGGUUGGAGUAAAGCGCUUAAUUGCCGAAGCAAGGAACUUACCCACUCAAUCUCUUGCUGCAAAAGAUGAAAUGCCAGAUGAUGGCACUGAGGAUGACACUACUCAGUAGAUUUAAAGAAGGUCUCUACCUCUAUAUUGCAAUGCAAUCUCUAGGCAGUAUCAACACAAUUGUUUCCACAAGAACUAAGUUCAUGUUUUGCUAUUGAUUUUAGAGUUCUGUAAAAUGGAUAUCAUUGUGCAACCCCUUCUCAAAUGAUACUCUGUAAAUUUGUUGGUAUUUAUUAAUUGCUGAAAUGGGAUGAUAGUUUAUUUUUCACCAAAUUUUAAGGAAGAAAAAAUACUAUCGUUACACAUUCCUUAUGUUAUUCAGUCCUAUUAACACUAACAGGAAUACCCACAAAUAUUUUUUUUCUUUUUCUAACAAGCAGUUUUGAUUGUUCUGUCAUUUUGAAUACAUUUGUUAACAUUUCUGUAAAAGAGAAUCAAGUUUGAUUUUGUUUUAUUUAAUUUGUAGUUUACAUAUACAAUUUUAGAUAUCCAGUGGAUUGGCUUACAAUCGCUGUGGCUAGGAAAUUAACUUCUUAUAUUAAAAGUUAUUGGCAGGAACAUUGCAACAGAAUACAGAGCUUUGCGGUGGGAAUCAAGGUUCCAAUAGACCAGUUCCCACCAGAAAAAGAAGUCAACAUUACUGAUAUCCUUGUCUUUCUUCUUGCUUGGGAAGAACAUUUUUCAGGGAGGAAGGAGGCUUGUUGGUGAAAUCAAGGUAUUAGGCAAACAGAACUAAGCACCAUAGGAUUUUGUAUCCUUUGACCAAUACCUGUUGGACUCAAAACCCGCAGACUAACCAUAAUGGGUAUCUACAUGUGGCUGUGUGUUUUUUUUUUUGUGAUAAAAAAAGAUGUGCUAAAACUAAAUACUAGCUAGUAAUCCCACAAUCACCACCCUUUCUGGUUUGGCAGAGACAGUCCUGAAUAGAGAGGUAUAUACAGAGUACUAAGAUUACCAGUAUAUCUUGGAUAGCAGGGUAUGGGAGUAGGCAGGGGGGCAGGGAGCGUUGCUUGCAAGGGAGAAACUCAUUACGUCUGCAGCCAGUCUGCUGAUGCCAGAUGUAAAUUUUGCACAGAAUUUACAUUAGGCAGCUCUGAACGUUGUCACAUGUGCCUGUGGUACAACUGGCUCCCGACACAAAACUGCAGAUUACCUUGUAUCAGCAAAGUUUCAAGCUUAAACGCUGCACAUACAGACUCUUACCACCAUGCCCACUUAUGAUAAACUGAUCAUGGUGGUUGAAGAAACCCUUAAAUGUAAAUUUUCAAACGUGUUUUAUUUUGGGGACAUUCAGAUCACGCGUGUCCCACUACUGUAAACACCCCAUAUUUGUGUUCUGCUACUGUUCUCAAUUAUACACCACAUGUAUACAUUUUUGCCUAAUCCUGACUCUAAUCCUACUUCAGAUGGAUUCUUUCUGCAAACGUCCAGACUGACAUCAGCAGAGGGAUUUCCCAGCUCACACAGUAAAGAACGCUUGGUGAGCUCUCUAUAAUUGUGAUUGCAGCAUGAGGGACAUUUCCCUGUCAUGCUGCAGCUCUUCUAAAUAGUGAUCAGUGCUGGACUGCUUGCAAAGCCCAGCGCUGAUCAUUGGGCAAAGGGGCAUGCAGGGAGAACUCACCAGGGGGUAUUACGUAAAUCGCUCAUUCGCAGAUUUUAUAAGGAUUAAUGGGACUAUGGGCAAUGCUCACUUUGAGUGCUGUGCAUAGUUAAAAUGUCAGCCUGGAGCCACUAGUUUUAACUCAACGAGUUACCCAAGAUGCCAAGAUAAACAUUAUGUUGUAAUCUGCAACACAUGAACUUACUACUAUUAAAAACCACUGGUGCCUCACAUUGUUAAUUUCAGGAACUCCCCGAUCUGUCUGUUACGAAUAUUGGCCUAGUCUUAGGCAUGCAAUCAAGCUCUCUAAAUAAGAUAGCCCCAUGGAAUAUUCUUACUACAGGCUCAAGUUACACGAAAGUCCUAGCAUUACAUCAAACCCGGUAUUUUUCGCUCUGUCAGUCUCAGGCUGCAGCACAAGCUCGCAUCGUGUUCCUCUCGGAUUUGGUUCUCCUGUGAGCCGACGUCGGAGUCCCUGGAGAGGAUGGUUCUUCUCCUCCGGACUCGAAGCUCAGGUGAGCAGUUGCGGGGAUCAGACGCUCCAGCUAGGCAUGGAGAUGGGAGCAGCAGACGAGAGAGUUUUACCUGGAUGAUUGCUGUGCGCCUCAGUAGCAUGGCUCAGUAUCGGAAACAGAGGCUCUCCAGCACCUUCUUGCGUGUUUCAGCUUGUAGGUAAAUUUGGUGAAUGGCCACCAUUUUGGUAGCAGGGCGCAGGAAUCUGAAUAACACGUUAGCUUGAUUUCCUUCUCCUUAAUGUUGGAUCCUUCCAGUGGGGACUGGGAUGACCCCCACCAGGAAGGGGAUAGGGCCUGUGUGAGAGCUGGAGAGGAGAGCAGGGCAGCAGCCGUCAUAGAGGGGGAUUAUUGCUGUAAGUGCAGCUUUAAUGCUAUAUGUUUGAGAUUAAUUUUGCAAGUGUGAGUUUAAUGUAAGUUGGUGCUAUUUAAAUUCCAUUAAUAAUAAUAACACAACACUAAUGUGUGUUAGUGCUGCAGUUGAGUCUAGAGACGAGUGUGUGUCUGGAAGUAAGGAUCUUUCCCUGUGUAGUUUGGGAGGUACAGAUAUGUGUGUGUGUACUCAAGUAAGUAAAGAUCUGCAGCCCCCAUAGUAGAAAAUUACUUGCCCAGUGGCCUGGUAAUUGUUUUAUACCCUCUUAUGAUUCUCUGGGAAUUGUAGUUCAGCAACAUCUGGAAUGCCAGGGUUUGGAGAACACUGCUGUUGAUAGAAAAAUGUCUCAUCCCUAAGAAAAAUGCGUGGAAUUAAGAGCAAAUGUGUAAAAUGAACUUAUAGCUCCUCCCCCUCUCCUAUUGUAAGCAUUGCAGAGCUUAACUCAAAAAAAGCUAACAGAAGUUCAUUGGCUCUCUGGCAUUGGUAGUGGAAGCAGGGAGCAACGCCUGGCGGACCCCAGGUAAGCAAAGUGGUAGAAAAAAAACCAUAUUUCUUACAAUAGAAUGGCACCAGGGCAUUCCUAGCACCAUAACCACUACAGCUAGCUCUUCUGGUUGUGGUGCUUGAAGUGUUCCUUUAAGGACCAAUUCCCCAUUGACUUGGCAGACACUAUCAAAGACUGAGAUGGUAGGAGGGCUGUUAUUCUAAAAAUCUAGCCUGACCUCCACAUCAGAUGUAGAGGCAGAAAGUAAACUAUAUGGUCUUUUAAUAGGGGACACUAAACUCUUCCAAUAGAUUUACUGAACUCUUCUAGCCCUUUGAUUCUUCCUCCUGUGAGACUAAGCCAACUAACAUGGCUCAUAAACAUAUUUAGAACCUAAAGAAAGCCAUGGGGACGGUCUUAAAUAUCUGUGAAAUAUAGCUUCUUGAGGCGUAUCAGACUUACAGUAUUUGUAUUACAACUCCCUUCCUCUGUUGUAGAGGGCCAAGUCACAGGCUCAUGGACCAUUCCUUACAAAGCUAAGUGCCUACUUUUUCAUAAAAGUUUCCAGUUCCGUUUCUGGUUUCCUGAUUUUUGUGUAAUAACAUCCAGGCAUUAUUCUCCAUAAUACAGAAUUUGAUGUUCACUUUGAAGUAAAUAUGCUGGUAACAGGGGCAGCACUGUGCAUAUAUAAAAAGAUUAGUCACAUUUUUUCUCCUGGGCAGAAACUGUUGUCAGUUUAAUUUAACCCUCUUCGGAAAAUGAUAUGGUGGGGGAGUGGCUGAGGAGACAGAAACAGGACAACUCUGCCAUUGAUUUAGCAUUGACAGAAUUUAGCAAACUACCUGGACUGCCAUCUGCAGGGAUUAUCUAGGACUAUUCUGUGUAUUCCUAAACAGUUCUUCCAGCAGGGUUGUGUAGUCUUCUGAUUUACCAUGUCUUUUAAUUGAGUAUUCUGUGUUCUGAUCUGCUCUAUAGCUGGAGUAAUCACCUGCAAUUC